Messenger RNA from Penicilliopsis zonata CBS 506.65, 2623 nucleotides. RefSeq lists its product as hypothetical. The transcript is spliced from 2 exons. The record is from RefSeq and is a predicted model, not a curated record. Gene Ontology annotation, molecular function: fatty acid elongase activity. Gene Ontology annotation, biological process: very long-chain fatty acid biosynthetic process; fatty acid elongation, monounsaturated fatty acid; sphingolipid biosynthetic process. Bases 495 to 2177 code for a protein of 560 amino acids. Gene Ontology annotation, cellular component: endoplasmic reticulum membrane. NCBI's taxonomy places the organism in Eukaryota, Fungi, Ascomycota, Eurotiomycetes, Eurotiales, Aspergillaceae.
AUAGCAGGUAUUAAUCCAGCCCCAUAGAGUCUGUACUCCUUAAUAAUCUAUUCAACCAAGUCCUCAAUCACAUUCACCUCCUCCUUCCUCAGGCUUCCUGGUCUCGCCCUCUGUCUUGCAAAGUUACCGAGGCACACGCGACAGCCAAAAUCCCAACAAACGCACUCCGUCUCCACCCAGCGAUAUGAGCAUUGCUCUGCUUGGAUGGCAUCCUCCGACUGCUUCUAACCCGGCCACAAUCCGCUCUUCCCACUGGCUGUCCGUCUUGGAUCCUCUGGCUGGGUCGCUGCCUUGCUGGAUCCUCCCCUCUGCUGCCCUGGCUGCUGCUACCCCAACCGGUCUUGUUGCUGGCUGAUAAGAGGUGGAGAGAGACAAAUUUUCUCUUAUCUUAUCCUCAACGCUCCUACAGUUUCCUUCUUUCCUUUGAUUCCUGCUAGGAGAGAGAGAGAGAGAGUCUUUCUACAAUCAGUCUCGUCUGUCAGGCGUCUCUAGCCAUGUUGGAUUUCACCUUGUCGCCCAACGGUGCUGGUGGUGGUCCUGCUGCCACCAUCCGGAUUGGCCUGCCUCCAGCGUCGUUGCUGCAGUUCCCCCCGAAAGAGCUCCCCGCGACGUUACCAGCACCCCAGGUCGAGACGCUCACCUGGAAGCAGCCGUUCAACAUCCCGCCGGCGCUGUACACCGAUCUGCUCGAUGUGCGGGUGCCCAUCACCAUCGCGGGCGUCUACGCGGCAACCGUCGUCGUGCUCAAUCGCGUGAACAAGGCCCGCGGGUACAAGCCGUAUGCCUUCAGCAAGACGCCGCUCUUCAAGCUCUUCGUCAUCCUUCACAACAUCUUCCUCGCCAUCUACUCCGCCUGGACAUGCGUGGGCAUGAUCCAGACCUUCCGCGACACCUGGCCGCACCGUGACGACCCCCACGGCCUGGUUGCCGUCACCGACGCCCUGUGCAAGAUCAAUGGGCCCCGCGGGUAUGGAAACGCUGCCGUCUACAGCUCGGCCACCGAUCAGUGGACCAUGCCCAACCCGCAAUUCAAACUGGGCGCAGGCAAUGUGCCCGAUGCCACGGACAUCGGUCGGCUGUGGAACGAGGGUCUUGCCUUCCUGGGUUGGAUCUUCUAUCUCUCCAAGUUCUACGAGGUCCUCGACACCGCCAUCAUUCUGGCCAAGGGCAAGAAGAGUUCCACCCUGCAGACGUAUCACCAUGCCGGUGCAAUGAUGUGCAUGUGGGCUGGCAUCCGUUACAUGGCGGCCCCAAUCUGGAUCUUUACCCUAGUCAACUCGGGGAUCCAUGCCUUGAUGUACACAUACUACACCCUGACGGCACUGAGUGUCCGCAUUCCCACCCGCAUCAAACGCUCCUUGACCACGAUGCAGAUCACUCAAUUCCUCAUUGGUACUACAAUGGCUGCCUCUUACCUAUUCAUCAGCUACACGUUGCCCGUGGCUCAGCCUGUGGCUCCCACCCUCCGACAGAUCUCUGCCGUUGCUGCUGCCUCGGUUUCCUCGUCCGGCACGACUGUGGCCAGUGCAGCCACCGCCGAGAGCCUGGUCCUCUGGUUGAAGAAGCUCGCCCUCCGGGCUGCUGGCGCACAGGGCAUUGCCGAGAACGUGGGAAGCUCUCGCGUCCAGCCCCUCGUCGGCGAUAUUUCCAACGCCGCCUCGACGGCGAGUCAGCAGCAGGGAGUGCCUGGCGUUGAGUACCCCAUGGUGACCUGCAUGGACACCACAGGUCAGGCCUUCGCUAUCUGGCUGAAUGUCAUGUACCUCCUACCUCUAACGUACCUGUUUGCGCGUUUCUUCGUGCGGUCGUACCUCCACCGCAAGGACGCGAGCGCCAAGCGCCCCGCGCCCAUGGUCGUGGCCGAGAAAGCAGGGUUGGAUGCCUUGAAGGGCGUGGGCCGCGAGAUCCAGCGGUCGAUCGAGAUGCACGGCGAUACGAGCGAGGUCACCACCGAAGACGAGUCGUUCGACAAGAGCAUCUCGAAAUCCGUCAAGACCCGCGCUGCUACCAAGAAGUCUGCUGCAAAGUCCACCCUCUCCGCGCCGCAGGAUGGCUUCAUGCCCGUCUCGCCCAAAAAGGGCGCCAAGCGCGUCACCAAGGAGAACUUGGGCCCUGCACCCUCGGUGACUGAUUCAAAAGCUGCAAAUCCGUACGAGGUUCUGGACCGUGAGGCAUGAUUUCUUUCCCUCCUAUCUCUUUUAUUUUAUUCUUUUACACGAUCUUCCUGGUCGGAAACAUGAACCUCAAUUCAGUCAUCUGCCAAGAGUGUUCGUCAUGUUCAGUCGUUUUGAUCUGGAACAUCCCUGUCUAUUAAUAUCAUUGUUACCCCGCAAUCAAAAAAAGCUGGGAUCCGAAUCCGGGCUGCCCCUGCAUCUUUACAGAGGCCCUCUAGACGGGGGAAAUUUCCUCCAUCGCAGGCAGUCAAGGAGGAGGGGUGGGUAAAGGCGGAAAAAUAUUCUCAAUCCGGUCGCUUCUCGUGAGAUCAAAGGCGACAAGGGCCGUUCAGCAAAGCUUCACCUUCGCUGUAGAGUUCGGAGAACACCUGUGAGUUAGAAUAUGCAGUUGGUUGGGCGCCCUAAUCCGCCGUCAUGUAACGUCCGACAUCAAUAUGAAAAAAUAUUAA